Malassezia pachydermatis is the source of this 474-nucleotide messenger RNA. Its product is annotated as cytidine deaminase. Gene Ontology annotation, cellular component: cytosol. Gene Ontology annotation, molecular function: zinc ion binding; cytidine deaminase activity. The transcript is spliced from 2 exons. The record is from RefSeq and is a predicted model, not a curated record. The coding region runs from base 1 to 474 and encodes 157 amino acids. Lineage: Eukaryota; Fungi; Basidiomycota; Malasseziomycetes; Malasseziales; Malasseziaceae.
AUGGUGGACGUGGAGGCACUACGAGCUAUCCAUGUAGCAGAUGUGAUACAACAGGCCGUGCAAGCGAGACAGGUAUCGUAUUCGCCCUACAGGUACGUUGGUUGUGACUUACGCAGUUCGUUCCGCGUGGGCGCCGCGCUCCUCCUUGAGGAUGGCACCAUCAUUGUAGGCGCCAAUGUGGAAAACGCGUCGUAUGAACGCUCUGCGAUUGUCAAGUGGAAAACCGAGGCUGAGCACAGGAUAAAGCGCAUCAUUGGGGUCGGUGUCAGUGCUGAUACGCCUGAGCCAUGUACGCCCUGUGGCAUAUGUCGGCAAGUGUUGCGUGAAUUUUGUGACCAGGACACACCGGUAUGGAUGCCAUGGAAAGACUGGACACCAGCGCACAGGGAACAAGAGCAUGUCUUGACAUUGACCCUAGCUGAACUUCUACCCAACAGUUUCGGUCCCAAUACAUUGCAUCACCGAACCAGAUAG